Priceomyces carsonii is the source of this 1911-nucleotide messenger RNA. RefSeq lists its product as uncharacterized. The record is from RefSeq and is a predicted model, not a curated record. The transcript has a single exon. Bases 1 to 1911 code for a protein of 636 amino acids. Gene Ontology annotation, molecular function: ubiquitin binding. Lineage: Eukaryota; Fungi; Ascomycota; Pichiomycetes; Serinales; Debaryomycetaceae.
AUGACAACUAAUGAAGUAUCUCUGCUAAAUAUACCGAUACCUCAAUAUCCUAAAUUCCCUUUAAGAUCCUCUCUUAUAAAUAAGGAUCCUGUAAUAUGGGUGCAUCUCUUAGAAGGAUAUAUUAAGCUCUUCGAAUUUUUGGUUGAUUCAGAACAUUGUUUAAAAAGCUUGGAAGUCAAAUCACAGCAGCAGCUACAGCAGUUCUUAAAAGUAUAUUUAGAGGAAGUAUCCGAGGAACCUAGCAGAACGAUUUCCUUGGGAUCGGUGAAUCCCCAGAUCACCUCCAAUUCAGUUGUUUUAAGAGCUUAUGUUUUCCAAUUCAUCAAGUCUUUUAGCGUCAUAAGGGCAAACUUGACAGCAAAAUCUCUAUGGGACUUUAUUAAAAUAUAUGUCGAAAAGAACUCCACAAUUGUUCGUGGCUUGAUCGAUGGGUCGUUUAAAUCUAAGUUUAACGAUAACAAAAAGUCAGGUAAGAUAAGCUCUAUCGACUCUGUUCAAAGACACCUAAUCGAUUUAUUAGAGAAUCAGAAGAUCUCGAUUCAGGACUUGAAUACACUUUAUAUAUUAUUGGGCCAACAUAUAAGUCCUCAAAAAGCUACCAAGAUAAGUAUAGAUAGAAAUGGGAUAAAUCUGUCUGAUGCUAAAAUUGUGAAUAAAAAGCUGAAUGCUUCGCUGUUUGCUGAGUCUUUCGUUUCCAAUCGUUACAUUGAGGCUUUAGAAACACUUUAUGACGGAAGCAGAGGCUUGAAAGCAAAAUGCAUAGAAAAAAUCAUGAUUACUUCAAUAAUUUCAUUGUCAACUUCAAAGGUUGCUAAGUUAGCGACUUCAUUGGACAUAGAUAACGCAGAAUCUUUAAAGAAAUGUCCCUUAUUUAGCUCAAUAAUAUUGUCUUCGUCAUAUAAGAAACUAUUACCUGGUCUUGAAGAACGUUUACCGUUUUUGAAAAGUAUAUCUUUCUCAGAUAAGGCUCCCUCAGCAAUUGAUGAAACCCAUAUAGCCACGCUUUGCGAGUUGUUCCCUCAAUUGACAAGAGGACAAGCGCAGUCUGUGUUGAGAGAGAAUGACGAUGAUGUGGAGCAUGUGACAAAUAUGUUGUUGAGUGAUUUCGAUUUGAUUUCUUCAAUUCCUGAUGAAGGUCAAGUUGAAUCGCAAUUCAAUGAAAAAUCUCCCACAAAAAGCCUUGACUUGACACCUUUAGAAACGGAAAGAUUUGCUCGGAAUGCUGGACGAGAGACUAUUUUAGUAGGCAAAAAGAAAACCUCUUUAGAUGAAGUGACUGAGGAUUUCAAAAAACUGACUUUGUCGGCGGCAUUAAGGUUGAUAUAUGAUAGCGAUGACGACGAGCCAGACGAUACAUAUGACGAUCAAGAAAAUACAACUGGCGUUGAUGAAAUGAUUGAGGAUGACGACGAUAUAAAUGCGACUAAUCAAAGAGCUUCAUCUCAAGUUAAAUCGGCAAAACAAGGUAUAUCCGGUUUAAGACACACGUUUACUGCCUCUGAAUGGGCUCUCUUUGACAUAUUUAAAACCAAGGGUGCUUCUCAAUUUGAUAAAACCAAGAGAAAGUCAAAAGAACGGAAAGAAUUGAAAGAAAUUACGAAUUGGUCGGAUGAACAAAUAGAAGGUUGGUUUAAAAUGUUGAUGAAGUCCCCAAGAAGGUUUAGGGCACUUGAAGAAGAAUUUUUGUACACUGGAAAUCCAAAUAGAAACCCCUCGAAAGAUCGAAAUCCUAUCAAUACAAAUGAAGAGAAGAAGGAUAUUGCCGAUGAAGAGCAAAACGACAAAACUAGUACAUCAAAUCAAAAUUCAUCAAAAGAUCAUCAUCCCAGGCAUGCACAUAAUAGAAACGGUAAAAACAAGAAAAGCAACAAUAAAAAGGCUCUGAAGAUGAAUGAUUCAAGAUUCAACUAG